CUGCGAGAGAAAAACGUCGUAAUUGUGAGGGACUCAGAAACACUAGGGAAAAAGUCUAAAAAGCCAUGCACUCGUCAUUGUUUAAAUUCCAGGCUGACGUAGAGACGUUCAAUACAACCCCUGUCGAGAGUUUUCCUCAACAACCUCUCAUUCUCAAAAAGGGAGAAAGGGGGGAAGAGUGGAAUUCCUGCUCCUCCUCUGUACAGUACCAGACCACUGCCGGAGUGACUCAGUUCACACAGAGGUGGGCGUUCAUCAGCUCCACUUUCAAAAUCACUGCAAUGAACAGCAGUGAAUGCAGUCUUUUACGUCGCCGAGCACCUUUCAGGGAUGACGCGCGGACGGUGACCUUUCCGCGAGGAUACGGGGAGAGAGAGCGCGCAUGCCGAACGCGGCGCGUCACCUGCGCGUCCGAUGCGUAAAAGCGCGCGCACUGCGGUUCCGCCGCGCUUCUUCUGAAUCUGGAAAUUAGGAUCAGGAGGUUAUUGGGUGAAGCGAAUUGCCCUCCUUUGUUCGCGCGGAUGAGGGUCUGACGCGUUCCCGGGGGACUUUCAGUCGCGGUUCACACACACACACACACACACACACACACACGCUCUCUCUAUGCUGCUAUGACUCCCUGCAUGCGUCUGUAUUGUGAUCUGGUUGCUCUUCGCAAGCUGCUGCUGCUGCUGUUCUUCAUCUCGGUGCUGCUCGUGUGUGUCAGGUCCGAUUCGGCGGAUAACCGAUGCUUGUCAUCCCUCAUCUUCACAUGUGAAGACUGUCUGAGACGCGGCCCUGAAUGUGCCUGGUGCUCUCAGGAGAGGUUUCUGGACGGGGCUCAUGUGAGUCAGCGAUGCGGAUCUGUGUCUGACCUGCGAGUGCGGGGCUGUGAAGAGGCUUUUAUCCAGAACCCGAAUGUGAAAGUGAAAGUAAACGCCACUGUCGGCAGCUCACAGGUGUCACCGAGAGAGAUCGACAUCCACCUGCGACCAGGCGGCGAGGCGUCGUUCGUGGUGGAGGUGCAGCAGCUGGAGCGCUAUCCUGUGGAUCUGUACUAUCUAGUGGACGUCUCGGCCUCCAUGCAGGUUUAUCUGGACCGGCUGAAGACGGCGGGUCUGGCUCUGUCUCAUCUGAUGAAGGAACACUCCAGCGACUUCAGAGUCGGCUUCGGCUCGUUCGUGGAUAAACCGCUGUCUCCUUACAUCGACGUCCAUCCCUCCAAACUCCUGAACCCCUGCAGUGAUUACGAGGUGAACUGCAGACCGGCUCACGGCUUCAUCCACGUCCUCCCCAUCACACACAACAUGACGGAGUUCACGAGGGUCAUCCAGGAGCAGAGGAUCUCUGGGAACAUGGACACGCCGGAGGGAGGCUUCGACGCCAUGCUGCAGGCCGCUGUCUGCCAGAAAGACGUGGGAUGGCGUCCCGAAGCGAAGCACCUGCUGCUGGUGAUGACAGACCAGCCGUCUCAUCUGGCUCUGGACAGUAAACUGGCUGGGAUCGUGGUUCCUCACGACGGCCGCUGCCAUCUCGAGGAUAACAUCUACUCCCAAACCACCACCAUGGAGCACCCAACAAUCGCUCAGCUGGCCGAGAAGCUUCUGGAGAACAGCGUUUACUCCAUCUUUGCAGUGGACCAGGUGCAAUACCGGUGGUAUGAGGAUCUGCUGGACCUGAUUCCUGGAAGUUACGUGGGCCCACUCGUUUCCAAAGCAUCAAAUCUAAAAGACUUAGUAGUGCAAGCCUACAAGAGGCUGCUGUCGGAUGUGGAGGUGCAGAUCGGGCUGGAGGACGGCCAGGCUCAGCGCUUCCAGGUGAACGUCUCGGCUCUCUGUCCCGACGGAUCCACUGUCUCUGGAAACACAAAGUGCUCCGGCGUUCGGCCCACACAAACAGUCUCCUUCAAGGUGACUGUAGGAAUGAUGGGGUGUCCGGAGGACGGCGGCGAUCGAGAUGUUGUGAUGUCCGUCAGGCCCGUGGGCUUUAACGAGUCGGUGAGCGUCCGGAUCCGUCAGAGCUGUGUCUGCGGCUGUGCUCAGACGGGCCUCUGUCGGGAUGACCCCUCGUCCUCGGACUGUCCCGCGGACACCAGCUCCUGUAGAGCGCACCGGGGCGCAGCCGUCUGCAGCGGACGAGGGCUCUGUAAGUGCGGGACGUGUGUGUGUGACUCCAGCAGACUGGGACACAUCUACGGGAAGUUCUGUGAGAUGGACGACUUCUCCUGUCCGUAUGUGAAGGGCCGGGUGUGUGGAGGACACGGCCGGUGUGUUUCGGGUGAAUGUGUGUGUCUCUCUGACUGGACGGGUGAGUCCUGCGACUGUCCCGUCUCCACCGAGAGCUGCGUGUCGGACGACGGCUUGAUUUGCAGCGGCUGGGGAAAGUGUGUGUGCGGCAAGUGUGUGUGUGACGACGCUCGGCGAUCUGGAGCCUUCUGUGAGAAAUGCCCCAUCUGCUACAGCUCCUGUCAAUCACACUGGAGCUGUGUGAGGUGUCACCUGUCUAAGGGCCUGGGGUCAGACGCUGUGCAGCUCUGUAAUCACAGCUGUGCUCCGGCGGUGCAGUAUGUGGACGACGUCUCAGGUACUACAGCACAAACACAGAGAGAAACACAGGAGGCUGCGGUGCGUCUGAAUGAACUGUGCUGUUGUUCAGAUCUGCUGCGGGGGAAACACUGCCUGUAUCCCAGCAGUGAGAAGUGUCAGCACCGAUUCCUGGUGGACUUGGCUUCGGAUCGGCCUCAGCUGCACAUCAGUCCACAUCCUGUGUGUGUUUGGAGUCGGCGGUACUUAAAGACGUUCCUCAGCACCUUCCUUCUGACCGUCACGCUGGGGAUCGGUAUGCUGGCCGUCGUCCGACAGCUGCUGAGAGCUGGAAACUGUUCGUGGCAGUCCAACCCUGAUCCACAGUUUGACCACAGCCGCAAGAACUCAUACGUCCCCACGACCAACGAGAAGACGAUCACGUACAGGCGGGACAGUCUGCCGAAUCUCCCCGUGGAGAUGCACGCACACAUGCCCAAGAAGCCCCUGAGCGACGCCUGGCAGUGAUGACCAGGGUCAAAGGUCGUCUAGAACCAAAGCACUACCUGAAUGAAAACACAAUCUUUCUCUUUAAGCACUUACUUCACGAGAGCAAUAUCCAGCGUGGGUUUUCUGACGGUGUUUUUCAUUCAGUUUCUCAUUUGUGAUGUUGAAUGGCAUUAAAUCUCUUGUCCUGAAGCCACACAGAAAAAGAGAUGAUACGGUAAACCCUUAAUGACGCGUUCACCUCAAUAGGCCAGUUUUCUGCUGAGUUACUGUUUGCUUGUGUCUGUGAGCGGAUGUGUAGGUGUGUUUGUGAUAUUUGUACUUGUUUUAUUUUAUUCGUAUAUAUGGUACAGACUCUGGCUGUGUUCAGAAUAGCGUACUUACAUACUGCGCAUACUAUUUCUGCAGGACGCAUGCAGGAAAUACACAGACCAAUGCAACAGGCUUGACACUUCCAGUGUAAUGAUGCUUUGUUUGGACUUAAUAACUAUAUUAUCAAUUAAUCAAGUAAUCAAUUAAAUUAAAUAUUUUUUAGAUUUAUAUGAUUUUCAUUUCAGUUUACAAUUUAGUAAUUUUACGUGCUUUUAUUAUGUUUGAAUAUGAAUAGAUGAAAGCUAAAUAGAAAUAUUACAUAUAAAUGUGAUGUUUUACAUUUAUUUUUACAUUUUUUAUUUUUAUUUUAUUUUAGUAGGCUACUUUAAAUUCUGUAAUGAUAAUUUGAGCAGAUUAUUAUUAUAUUACUUUUUUAAUAGCAGUGUUCACAGUAUGCACCUUAUUUUGCGACACGGAAAUAAACUAUUUUAUGUGUGUAGUCCAGUAAAAGUAAAACUAAUUUACUAUUUUAGACUACAAAAUAGUGUUUAUGAUUAUGGUAAUAUGUUAAAAUAAUAUGAUAAGCAAUAAUACAGCUAAAAUAACUGGACGCGACUGAUACCGGAAGUCUCGCGAAUUCAAAUUAAAAAUGGCGCGCCGAGCUGAUCCUGUAUAGUAUGCAGUAUGCAGUACUCACUUCUGAACUUAGUGUUUAGGAAACCCUGUAGUGCUGACUGGGAUGAGUACCCCACCUAGUGUUCAACACACGCUUAACCACUUUUUAAGGGUUUUUUUUUUCUGAUUAAUUUUAUUUAUUUAUUCUGUAAUGAACAUGGCAUUGGGGUUUUAUUGAAUGUGUUCAUAUUUAAGCAGAUUUCUCAGAACUGUAGCCUAAGUUAUUUUCCAGCACUCUUCCCAGCUCAACUUGUUUCCUUAUACAACUGGAGUUUUGAGGAAGUUUCUUCCUACACUAGUUUACUGUAUGUGCAGAUCUGUGCUUAGCUGCUGGUCGGUAUUUAAAUCUGUUGUCGUGUACUACUGAGGGCCCUUGUGUCCCGGACAGCGGCCCUGUAAGGCAGUGAUGGUACGAACCCUCGAGGUAUCCAUAGCAUUCCUGUGGCUCUAAUAAAUCCUGUUUUAACACACUGUUUACAUUGGGAGAACAUAUUUAUUUUUAGUAUUUGUUUUACUCUCUCUUUUGUUAGAAUUUUUGUUUUUGAACAGAUCUGGGGUGCAUUUCUCAAAAGCAUAGCAACUUUGUUGGUUGCAAUACAAUUUCCCAUUACCAACCAACUAAGUUGCUAACAGGUUAGCAACUAUGCUUUUGGGAAACGCACCCCUGGUUGCCUACAGAGCAAUAUUGUUAGCAUGUGUACCCGCACAUUUCUGACUGAUAUGUGAAUGUACCUGUGUAAAGCAAACGUCACACCAGCCAUUCUGGUUAUGCUUUGUAGCCUGUGUAAUGAAAUAAAUAAAUGAAUAAAUAGAAAUCAUAACACUGUU
Messenger RNA from Carassius auratus (goldfish), 4823 nucleotides. Its product is annotated as integrin beta-8. The record is from RefSeq and is a predicted model, not a curated record. NCBI's taxonomy places the organism in Eukaryota, Metazoa, Chordata, Actinopteri, Cypriniformes, Cyprinidae. Gene Ontology annotation, cellular component: focal adhesion; cell surface; integrin complex. Gene Ontology annotation, molecular function: integrin binding. Gene Ontology annotation, biological process: cell-cell adhesion; cell migration; cell adhesion mediated by integrin. The transcript has 14 exons. Bases 612 to 3029 code for a protein of 805 amino acids.